GAGUUAGAAAACACCCUGGCCUAAGACUCUCCCCUGGCUCCUGGAGUGAAGGGAUCACAUCCUGCUCAGCCUGGCCACCUCGCCCUAGCGACGAAGUCCAAGCUUUCUUCCUGCAGAGAUGCCAGAAGGGCCGUCUGUGAGGAAGUUCCACCAUCUUGUCUCCCCCUUUGUGGGCCAGAAGGUGAUCAAGACAGGCGGCAGCAGUAAGAAGCUGCACCCUGCCACCUUUCAGUCUCUGUGGCUCCAGGAUGCUCAGGUUCAUGGAAAAAGAUUAUUCCUCCGGUUUGAUCCAGAUGAGGAGAUGGAGCCACUCCACAGCAACCCACAGAAUGUACGAGGAACGUGCCAGAAAGAGGGUGUGGACCCAGAGCUGGCCUUGGGUCCCAGUGCUCAGGAAACCUCUGCAGGCCCCUCUGGAUCUGGGGAGCCUGCCACCAGUAGAUCUGAUGGAUCAUAUGAUCUUGGGACAAAGAUCCCUUUAGCAGGUGCCCAGAGGUGGCUCGAGGUCAGGUUUGGUUUGUUUGGCAGUAUCUGGGUGAAUGACUUCUCCAGAGCAAAGAAAGCUAACAAAAAAGGUGACUGGAGAGACCCAGUGCCCAGGCUGGUACUCCAUUUUAGUGGUGGUGGCUUCCUGGCAUUUUAUAAUUGCCAGAUGUCAUGGAGCCCUCCUCCAGUGAUUGUGCCUACCUGUGACAUCUUGUCUGAAAAGUUCCAUCGAGGACAAGCCUUGGAAGCUCUACGCCAGGCUCAGCCUGUGUGCUACACACUACUGGACCAGAGAUACUUCUCAGGAUUAGGGAACAUUAUAAAGAAUGAAGCCUUGUACAGGGCAAGAAUCCAUCCCCUCUCUCUCGGCUCAUUCCUGACUUCUGCCUCUCUGGAGACCCUUGUGGAUCAUGUGGUGGAGUUCAGUAAAGACUGGCUUCAGGACAAAUUCCAAGGCAAGGAACGGCACACACAGAUCUACCAGAAGGAGCGAUGUCCUUCUGGUCACCAGGUCAUGAAGGAGAUGUUUGGGCCCUCAGAUGGGUUCCAGAGGCUCACCUGGUGGUGCCCUCAAUGCCAGCCCCAGCUGUCAUCCAAGGGGCCACAGAACCUACUGUCCUCCUAAAACAUGUGGCCUUUGCCAUGGGACUUGUAGUCUUGGAGAUCCAGAUGCUGUGUGCCCCGAGAGAAGGGUGCAGGCAGGGAUAGUAUGACAGAGCAGGGUGAGGUCAGGAGGGCCAGGAGUGCUCACAUUCAUCUCCUUGGAUUAUGCCUCAGCCGCAGUUUUUCUUUUCAAAUUAAUUCUGUGUAAUCCCACCAUGCUGUCAAAAUCCUGACAGAGGGCUGGGGAAAACUGCCCAGAGCAGCAGUGAGUCUGAAAGGAGCGUGACUGGGGGCAUGCAGCUCUGGGGAACAGCUGGAGGAGACAGCUGGGAAUCGGGGUGGGGGUGGGGAGAGCCGGCAGGGUGAACAGCUGGGGGAUACUAUAUUCCUACGCUAUGUUGCUAGUAGUGUGCUGUGUUUUGAGAACUGGUUGAUUUUGAGGCCCUCCAUUUUCUUCUUUCCCAUGGAGGGAUCAGAGAAAAGGGCAAAACUUCACCGCUGGCCAGCCUACCUGGUGCCCUCCUAGUGGCUAGAGACUCCAGGGUGGACAGGGAGGUAUGACCAGAGACUGAGAAAAGCUAGCUGUUGGUUUACCCCUUAACUUGGGCAUUUGUUGACUGCUGAUGUUUGAAGAAUUUGUGUGUCUGGGGAUGUAAAGAAACAACCCUUCAGGUUGUUAGCCACAGCUUUGUGGAACUGGAGUAGCAAUUGAAAAUAAAACGGUGUGAUAGUUUCUGUUGU
Apodemus sylvaticus (European woodmouse) is the source of this 1830-nucleotide messenger RNA. It is a transcript of the gene Neil2, whose product is annotated as nei like DNA glycosylase 2. Lineage: Eukaryota; Metazoa; Chordata; Mammalia; Rodentia; Muridae. Gene Ontology annotation, cellular component: nucleus. The transcript has 5 exons. The coding region runs from base 119 to 1111 and encodes 330 amino acids. Gene Ontology annotation, molecular function: zinc ion binding; DNA-(apurinic or apyrimidinic site) endonuclease activity; damaged DNA binding. Gene Ontology annotation, biological process: base-excision repair. The record is from RefSeq and is a predicted model, not a curated record.